GCCUGCGCUGUGCGGGGAGGAAUGAAAGAGAAAAGGGGAACAUCUGUUACACGUGGGGCUGGUUUUUGAAGACGGACUGCAGGCAGCUUGUGCGGGGCUUAAUGACUGUUACACUCGCAGGGCCUCAUGGGUUCCCGGUGGCGGCGGUUACUGCUGCUGGAGCAAAGGUUCCGCUCUGUUUUUUCGUUUCCACCGGCUGGAAACGGUCAGGUGCCUAACCCGGUCAGGUUUUUGCGUGCCACCGCUGUCAACUGUCGCCUACCGCAGACUGGCAACGGGCCCCCUCACGAGAAAAAUUGGGGUGGCAAAGGCGGCAGACGUAGCGACUGGGGGGCAGGGGUCGAAGAGCAGGAAGAUGAGAUGGAGGGAGACGGAGAAGAAGAGGACGAGGACGAGGACGAGCUGCUGACCCUUGAAGAGGAAGAGCUGCCCUCUGUCCCACGUGGCUUCCAGCAAGUGUUUGUGGUGCACCCAGCUGUGAAACGGGGGGCAGGCAAGACUCAGCUUACCACAGCUGAACUACAACUAGCUGAGGCUGUUGCUCUCAUAAAAACCAUUCAGAACUGGACAGUAUUAGAUACUUUAAUCCUUCCUACAAAAACUCCUGACAAGAAACUUAUAUUUGGCAAAGGGAAUUUUCAGCUUCUAACUGACAAGAUUAAAAGACUACCACAUGCAUCAUCUGUCUUCAUGAAUGUAGAAAGACUCUCUCCUCUCACAAAGAAAGAACUUGAAGAAGCCUGGGGAGUGGAAGUUUUUGAUCGAUAUACUGUUGUCCUUCAUAUUUUCCGCUGCAAUGCUCGGACUAAGGAAGCAAAGCUUCAGAUCGCAUUGGCUGAGAUACCACUUCUAAGGACCAAUGUGAAAAAUGAAGUUGAUCAAUUGGAUCAGCAGAGAGGAGGUUCAAGAUACAUUAUGGGAUCAGGUGAAACAUUCAUGGAAAAGAAGCUUCGGCUCUUAAAAGAAAAAGAACUUAAAAUUCGAAAGGCCCUGGAGAGACUUAGAAGAAAAAGGUGCUUACUCAGAAGCCAGCGGAAGAAGCGUGAAUUUCCUACAAUCUCAGUAAUGGGCUACACUAAUUGUGGGAAAACCACUCUCAUCAAGGCCCUUACUGGGGAUGCAGGAUUACAGCCUCAAGAUCAACUCUUUGCCACGCUGGACAUUACAGCCCAUGCUGGCUAUCUACCAUCGCGCCUGGCUGUUCUUUAUGUUGAUACUAUCGGGUUCCUCUCUCAGUUGCCUCAUGACCUCGUUGAAUCAUUUUCAGCUACGCUAGAAGAUGUAGCCUGCUCCGAUUUAAUUGUCCAUGUGAGGGAUAUUAGCCAUCCAGAAACCAACCUCCAGAAGGAAAGUGUGCUAGCUGUUCUCAGGAAUCUUCAGCUUCCGAGCCACCUACUGGAGUCAAUUAUUGAAGUUCAUAACAAAGUGGAUUUGAUAGAUAAGUAUCAUCCUAUUGAAGCAAAUACUAUAGCCAUUUCAGCUCUCCUUGGGCAUGGAUUGGAAGAGUUGAAAGAGGAAAUCGAGAGAACAAUUUUGAAAGUAACUGGGAAAAACAUUCUGACAGUUAAAAUCAGUUUAUCUGGACCUCAGCUCAGUUGGCUUUACAAAGAAGCAACAGUGCAAGAGGUUGAUGUUAUUCCUGAAGAUGGGACAGCCAAUGUAAAGGUGAUCAUAAGCAAUUCUGCUUUGGGCAGAUGUAAAAGACUGUUUCCUCGAUCAAGUUAUUUCACUUGAAAAUAAGGAGGCCUUUUGUUGCUGAAGAAAACCCACGAUUGGUAUUAGAGAAGUGGUUUCUUUACAGACAAAAAUUUAGUGAUCCAGUACAAUACAGACUUUCUUGUUUCUAUUUCUGACUAGCAUCUGCUUGGCAUAAAAUGUUGUCACUACCUCUGGAAAAACAUCAUGUUCUAAGAAAUCUACAUCAGCUUUGUAUUUGUGGGUGAUCAUAGAAAGCAAAUUAUCUUGGAUUCUUCAAUUCCUCCUGUAAUAAAACCACCUAAUCUUAGCAGACUGCCAAAUCCAUUCAACCUCUUAUGCAUUGUCUAUCUGAAAAAUUAAUUCUUAAUCAUUUCCUAGGCAUGUCUCCUUCACCUACUAAGCAGAAGUAAUUUAUACCAUAAACACUGAAAACAUGUCUUGUGCAUUUAACACAAAUAUUGUAUGUUAGAAUAAAUGUGUUUCCUUGCUUAAGAAUUCCUUCUACACAA
Molecule: messenger RNA, 2207 nt
Organism: Hemicordylus capensis (graceful crag lizard)
Lineage: Eukaryota; Metazoa; Chordata; Lepidosauria; Squamata; Cordylidae
Gene: GTPBP6
Product: GTP binding protein 6 (putative)
Exons: 10
Coding region: 127-1734 (535 amino acids)
Cellular component (GO): cytoplasm
Molecular function (GO): GTP binding; ribosome binding
Source: RefSeq, a predicted model, not a curated record